GGCGGCGGGCGGCGGGCGGCGGCGGGGGGCGCGUCGGGGGGCGGCGGCCGGCGGCGGGGGGCGCGUCGGGGGGCCGCGGGCGGCGGCCGGGGGCGCGGCAGGGGGGCGCCGGCGUGGAGAGCCGCCCGAGCCCUGUCUUCUUCGCUGAGCACGCGCGGUCGGGAGAAGACCAGGCCGCGCGUUCAGACUUCACUGCUCCAACGAGCAUGUGUCUCUACAUGUGCGAGUCGGGAACGAGCUGGGCGCCGGCAACCCCCGGUCCGCCGCGUUCUCCGCGUGGAUGGUCACCGCGGUGCCGGCGUUCAUGUCGGCCGCAGCCGGCCUCGUCACUUUCCUGCUCAGGGACAAGCUCAGCCACGUCUUCACCGGCGGCGAGGCCGUCUCGCGCGCAGUCGCCGACCUGUGCCCCUUGCUCGUCGGCGCCAUUGUGCUCCGCGGGGUCCAGCCCGUGUUGUCAGGUGUUGCCGUUGGCUGUGGCCUGUGGGUGGCAAGCAACGGUCGCGUACAUCAACAUUGGAUGCUACUACCUCAUCGUCAUACCCCUGGGCGUGCUCCUUGGAUUCAAGUUUGACUUUGGCGUCAAGGGAUUGUGGGGAGGCAUGAUUGGGGGCACCCUCAUGCAAACACUUAUUCUGAUCUGGAUCACGUUCAGGACUGAUGGGAACAGGGAGGUCGAAGAAGCGAGGAAAAGAUUAGACAAGUGGGGCGACACAAGGCAGCCUCUUCUUGCAAACAAAGGAGUGAUUGGUGAUGUCAGGAGUGGAUGGAGAGUCAACAUGCUGCUGCAAGUUGAUCCAAUUCUGCAAUGAUAGACCACUCAAAAGAAAAUUCAGUAAUGCACUAAUGUGCAGUUCAGUCAGUUUCAUAUGAGGUCAUACUAUUUCAGAACCGGCACACUAUUCCUCCUCACCCUAUGGGUCAUGAUACCCUUUUGAGGCA
This is a messenger RNA of Panicum hallii, 939 nucleotides long. Its product is annotated as protein DETOXIFICATION 40-like. The transcript is spliced from 5 exons. Bases 207 to 809 code for a protein of 200 amino acids. The record is from RefSeq and is a predicted model, not a curated record. NCBI's taxonomy places the organism in Eukaryota, Viridiplantae, Streptophyta, Magnoliopsida, Poales, Poaceae. Gene Ontology annotation, molecular function: transmembrane transporter activity. Gene Ontology annotation, cellular component: membrane.